CGCCCGGCCAGCUGGCCAGCCAGCCUGCGGAGACUCCCGGGUCUCCGCGCCGCACUGGGACUAGGGGCAGGCAGCCCGGGCGGAGCGGGCCGGUGCCGAGGGCGGCCCCGGGCAUUGCUCUGCCCCGGGCAUUGCGCGGCGCGCGUGAGGGGGAUGCGGCAGGAGGCGGCGCGGCGGGCGGAGGAGUAGGCGGCGGUGCCCUCGGGAGGGAGCUGCGCGCGGGCCAGACGGCUCCCGGAGGCUCCGCAGUGCCGCCGCCGUCGCCCGGGAGGCUCCGCGCGGGAGCCAUGUAACCCUGCGGCGGGCUCCGGGCUGCUCCGUCCUUCCCCAGCUCCCGGGCUAGCGCGGCAGCGGGGCCACGAUGAAGAAGCAGUUCAAUCGCAUGCGCCAGCUGGCCAACCAGACGGUGGGCAGGGCUGAAAAGACGGAAGUUUUGAGUGAAGACCUUCUUCAGGUGGAGAAGCGUCUGGAGCUGGUGAAACAGGUGUCCCACAGCACUCACAAGAAGCUCACUGCAUGUCUGCAGGGCCAGCAAGGGGCAGAGGCUGACAAGCGCUCCAAAAAGUUGCCUUUGACAACACUGGCUCAGUGUCUGAUGGAGGGGUCAGCUAUCCUGGGAGAUGACACACUUCUUGGGAAGAUGCUGAAACUCUGUGGAGAGACAGAGGACAAGCUGGCUCAGGAGCUGAUACAUUUUGAGUUGCAAGUAGAGAGAGACGUGAUUGAGCCCCUGUUUUUGCUGGCGGAGGUGGAAAUCCCAAAUAUUCAAAAGCAGAGGAAACACUUAGCCAAGUUGGUGCUGGACAUGGAUUCCUCACGAACCAGGUGGCAGCAGACUUCCAAGUCUUCAGGUUUGUCCAGCAGCUUACAGCCUGCGGGUGCCAAGGCUGAUGCCCUCAGGGAAGAAAUGGAAGAGGCUGCCAACAGAGUGGAGAUUUGCAGGGACCAGCUGUCAGCUGACAUGUACAGUUUUGUGGCCAAAGAAAUUGACUAUGCAAACUACUUUCAAACGCUAAUAGAAGUGCAAGCUGAAUAUCACAGGAAGUCCCUGACACUAUUGCAGGCUGUAUUGCCUCAGAUCAAAGCACAACAGGAGGCCUGGGUGGAGAAGCCUUCCUUCGGGAAGCCGCUAGAGGAGCACCUCACCAUCAGUGGCCGGGAGAUUGCCUUCCCCAUCGAGGCGUGUGUGACCAUGCUGCUCGAGUGUGGGAUGCAGGAGGAGGGACUCUUCCGAGUAGCCCCCUCUGCCUCCAAGCUGAAGAAGCUGAAAGCGGCCCUGGACUGCUGCGUGGUGGAUGUGCAGGAGUACUCGGCAGACCCCCACGCAAUUGCAGGAGCUUUGAAAUCUUACCUCCGAGAGUUGCCAGAACCUCUUAUGACCUUUGAACUCUAUGAUGAGUGGAUCCAGGCUUCCAAUAUCCAGGAGCAAGACAAGAAGCUUCAGGCUCUGUGGAAUGCUUGUGAAAAGUUGCCCAAGGCCAAUCACAACAACAUCCGAUACUUGAUCAAAUUUUUAUCCAAGCUGUCAGAAUAUCAAGAUGUAAACAAGAUGACUCCCAGUAACAUGGCAAUUGUUUUAGGACCCAACCUCCUAUGGCCACAAGCAGAAGGGAACAUUACAGAGAUGAUGACCACAGUGUCGCUGCAGAUUGUUGGGAUCAUUGAACCUAUCAUCCAGCAUGCAGACUGGUUCUUCCCUGGGGAGAUAGAGUUCAACAUUACUGGCAAUUAUGGGAGUCCAGUACACGUGAACCAUAAUGCCAACUACAGCUCAAUGCCCUCCCCAGACAUUGACCCUGCUGACCGGCGCCAGCCCGAGCAGGCCCGCCGGCCCCUCAGCGUCGCCACGGAUAAUAUGAUGCUGGAGUUUUACAAAAAGGAUGGCCUUAGGAAAAUCCAAAGCAUGGGCGUGAGGGUCAUGGACACAAACUGGGUGGCUCGAAGAGGCUCCUCGGCCGGUCGGAAAGUGUCCUGCGCCCCGCCCUCCAUGCAGCCUCCCGCCCCGCCCGCCGAGCUGGCUGCGCCCCUGCCUUCGCCGCUGCCGGAGCAGCCCCUGGACAGCCCCGCGGCCCCCGCGCUCUCUCCAUCCGGCCUGGGCCUCCAGCCGGGGCCCGAGCGCACCAGCACAACAAAAAGCAAGGAACUUUCUCCAGGGUCUGCACAGAAAGGAAGUCCAGGCUCCAGCCAGGGCACGGCCUGUGCAGGGACGCAAGCAGGGGCUCAACCAGGAGCUCAGCCGGGCGCCAGCCCCAGCCCCAGCCAGCCGCCUGCAGACCAGAGUCCUCACACCCUCCGGAAAGUUUCAAAGAAGCUGGCACCAAUUCCACCCAAGGUCCCCUUUGGCCAGCCGGGGGCUGUGGCCGACCAGUCCGCUGGCCAGCCGUCCCCAGUCAGCCUGUCCCCCACCCCGCCCAGCACCCCAUCACCCUAUGGACUGAGCUACCCUCAGGGGUACUCCUUGGCCUCGGGCCAGCUCUCCCCAGCUGCAGCUCCUCCCCUGGCCUCUCCUUCUGUCUUUACAAGCACUUUGAGCAAAUCGCGGCCCACUCCUAAGCCGCGACAGCGACCUACUCUGCCGCCUCCUCAGCCUCCCACAGUAAACCUCUCGGCCUCUAGUCCACAGUCCACGGAGCCCCCCAUGCUAGAUGGCAUGUCCCCUGGGGAAAGCAUGUCUACAGAUCUUGUCCACUUUGAUAUUCCCUCGAUCCACAUAGAGCUUGGGUCGACGCUCCGCCUGAGUCCCCUGGAGCACAUGCGGCGACACUCAGUGACUGACAAGAGGGACUCGGAGGAGGAGUCUGAGAGCACCGCCCUCUGACAUGGCACCGCCCAUCCUGCCUCUCGUGUACAUACAUCACGGGCCCUAGGAACGCCGCCAGGAGCAGUGUCCGUGAGCUUGCCAAGUGUUCUCUGCUGGCUCUUUCCUGCCACUGCCAACACGAGGUUGGAAUCUGGCAGAAAAUUGUGAUCUCCAGUCCGUGUGGUGAUGCUGGUGGUGCAGGUUUUGUUUGUUCCUUUCGGGUGGUGACUUCGGCCUUUUGUUUGACCUUUGCCUUUUGACUUUGUGCCUCUUUUGAUCCACUUUCAGCCUCCAUGCCAAGCAACACCCACCUGUCCAUCCAAGGCUGGUCAGGAACGUCCUUUGCAGGGUCGGGGUGGUGUGGGAGAGGCUCACUUUGCCUGGUUAGAGCCGAGGGCUGCUACCUUUUCCUUGGACGGCUCAUGUCAGGUCUUGCAGGAUCAGUUUAAUGGCCACAGAAAGGAAGCAGGACGGCAGGGCCCCUCUCACCCACAACUGGACCAGGUCCAGGAUUCUAGCAAGUCCUGGGGCACUGACCUUUGCCAGCUACUCGGGGGAGGGCUUGCCACUGGAAAACCCUUCAGGCUGCCCCCAUCAAUCAGUGGGCUCCAAAGUAAAUGGCUGAAAACAAAAAUGUUUCACUUCCUAACAAAACAGUUGUUUUCCUUUUUCCACUGUGUGACUGAAAGCUCCUAUAUAUCAUUUUAUAUUUCUGAAUCUAUAAAACAAGCCUGACAAUGUCGGGAGGGCCCAAAGGUGGCCUCCAUGUCCCCAAAUAUAUUGGCUAUAUGAGAGUAAUUUUAUCCCUCUAGGUACCUAAAGGCACCCAGCUCACUAGUCUGUGGGGUCCUGGAGCCUGUCUCUUCUUUCUGGAGGUUCAAACUGAAUAGCAAUAAUUAUGUUACCCAAAGCAUGUGGAGGAAAAGUGAAACCAGCCACGGAGACACCGGCCCACGGGCUCGGCCUGCGGUGUAGCCUGCUUUGCUCACCAGCAUCAGCCGCUCAUCCCUUCUCAUGAAGUCCCAUCUGGUCAUGGGGACGAGGGCCGGGAGGGCACCGGGUAGCCUCCUCACACUUGGGGAUUAGGGGAGUGAGAGAAGAUUUGGGCCAUGCAUGCGAAGUCAAAGUUUAAAAUUUUAUCCUUUUAAAAUAGAUAUAAUAUACCUAUACAUGAUAUAAUAUUUGUAUAUAUGAAAUCUCUCUAUAUUUGUUUAAUUUGAGCCAUUCAAUCUAAACCGAUGUACAGGUGUACAAUGAAAAAUUUAAAUGCUUAGUUAUUUUUCCCAACACAGUGUAAAGUCACCCUCCUCUGAGACUGGGAUGUGCAGACUUUUGAUGUCACAGCUUUGCUCACUUCCUGGCAAGGGCAGUUCAUGCCUCAAUUUGUAAUGGGAGUCUGGGGUAAGGGUGGGGGUUGAAAGUUAUCUUUAAAUACAUGUACAAAUCGUUGUCAAAAGUAAUGUUAUUAAAAUAGAUUUAUUAUCCCUGA
Molecule: messenger RNA, 4289 nt
Organism: Symphalangus syndactylus (siamang)
Lineage: Eukaryota; Metazoa; Chordata; Mammalia; Primates; Hylobatidae
Gene: ARHGAP44
Product: Rho GTPase activating protein 44
Biological process (GO): modification of dendritic spine; negative regulation of Rac protein signal transduction; signal transduction
Cellular component (GO): leading edge membrane; intracellular anatomical structure; postsynaptic density
Molecular function (GO): GTPase activator activity; protein binding
Source: RefSeq, a predicted model, not a curated record